CCUGCAACUGACAUUAGCUCGAUUUUCUAUAUCGUAUAUUAUUUUUUGCCUCAAUAGUGGAAAAUGAAAUGAAACUUGUGGAGAUAAGAAUCCUGAAAUAAAGAAUUGAUAAAAUGAUACAAGUUUUUCACACUGAAGACCACUAUAUCUUACAGGAUGGCGAUUUUACGCUGUGGUGUAGUAGAACUACAGGAGCUCUUGAACCAAAAAAAGGUAUAGACUUAUGUUCAGCAUGGAAUCCUGUUUGUAUUGGAAUGGUCUAUGGGGUUAUUGGAAAGGUCAAAGUUCACCCAGAAGCAGAAUGGAGUUUGUUAUUAAUCAGACAAAGAGCUCAUGUUGGUAGAAUAGACAGACACGAUAUUUAUAAGAUCCACAAGAUAGCUGUGAUACCACUUUCUGGUAAUGACCCAGGGGAAUUGGACUUAGAGCUGUGUAGAAUGCAUCAUUUUGGGAUAAAGAAAGCGUCAUUGGCUGAACCUGAUGGUAGCACAGGGAAACAGAUACAGAAAAAACUUAAGUCAAUCAAGAUUGCUGCUUCAGAAAAUAUUAAACCAAAGAACAAAGAAUCCAAAGACAAGGACAAGUUUAUCAAAAGAAUAAUGGAGGAAUUAGUGAAGAUGUUCAAUGAAUCAGACUCAUUCUACUUCAGUGAAACGUUUGAUCUGACAAACAGUAUACAUAAACAAUACUCAUCAAGCUAUAGUCCAAAGACAUUCCUAUGGGAAAGGGUUGACAAAAGGUUCUUUUGGAAUUAUCAUAUGACAAAAGAAAUCAGAGAAAUGUAUCUAGAAAAUGAGGACCCAGAGUUAUGGUCCCAUUGGAUAUUGCCUGUUAUUCAGGGAUAUGUCCAAAUAGAACAUUGUAUUAUGGACUUUAAGGGAGACAAAGGUAUGAGUGAUUCUACCCAUACACCAGAGUUUGGUAACACUAAGUAUACUGCACCAUUAGAGUAUGAUAUUGGUAUUAUUUCCAGAAGGAAUAGGAACAGAGCAGGUACAAGAUCAAAGAAACGAGGUUUAGAAGAUACUGGAGCAUGUGCUAAUUAUGUAGAAACAGAACAGUUUUUAGAAUUCAAGCCACAUAUUGUUUCGUUUGUACAAGUACGAGGGUCCAUUCCAGUUUACUGGAGUCAGUCUGGAUACAAGUACAGACCCCCUCCACGGCUAGACAAAGGAUCCAAGGAAAACUAUGAAGCUUUUACAAAACAUAUAGAAGAACAACUUUAUCUAUACAAUUCUUUUGUUGCCAUCAACUUAGCUGAACUGUCAGGAAAGGAGAAAGCUAUCAGUGAUGCCUUUUUGUCUAACGUUCUGGAGUACAAUUCACGAGAUAUUACAUAUAUCUCAUUCGAUUUUCACGAGUAUUGUCGUGGUAUGAAGUUUGAAAAUGUUUCUAUCCUGACUGAUGGAAUAAAAGACAUUAUCAAAAACAUGAAAUAUACAUGGGUAGACAGGAAGGGUGUGAUAUGUGAACAGAAUGGUGUAUUCAGAAUCAACUGUGUGGACUGUUUAGAUAGAACAAAUGUAGUGCAGACUGCCAUAGCUCGGAUCGUCAUGGAAACUCAGUGUCGGAAACUUGGCUUGUUACCUCCAGAAGAAAACCUGCCACACAGUUGUAAGAGGACAUUUCAACAGCUUUGGGCCAACAAUGGAGAUACAAUCAGUCGACAAUAUGCUGGUACUGCUGCUUUAAAGGGUGACUAUACCAGAACUGGAGAGAGAAAGUUAUCAGGGAUGAUGAAGGAUGGGGUGAACUCAGCAAACAGGUAUUAUCUGAGAUUUAAGGACAACUUUAGACAGGCUGCCAUUGACCUUACUUUAGGACAGCCAGUAGCUGAGGAUCUCUUGACUGGUACAACUAAAAUAGAAGAGGACACCAAAGAUCUUGUAGAAAGAGAGGAGAACUUGAAGUUAUUAGUAGAGGAUUGUAAGAAAAUGUUAAUCGUAGAACCCGAGGAAUGUCUCGGUGGAUGGAGUUUGAUAGAUGCUGACCCUGUGACUGGAGACCCAGACAGACAGGAAAUGGAUAUAAUCUUGUUACUAAGCCAGAGAGCAGUAUAUGUGGCAUGGUAUGAUGAUGAAGAAGAGGGUAUAACUUGUUAUCAACGAAUAUUUCUGGAGGAUAUCGAACAAAUAGAAAUUGGUGCUGAGCCAGCCAUCUUCAAAUCAAAGUUUGUAUGCUUACGACUUUAUUACCAUCACUAUACAGAUGAAGGAUUUUUCCAUACCUUUCGUACUCCUAGUACAAGGUUGUUUAACAACAUUGUAAUUGCUGUAAAAAAUAAAGAGGAAGCUAAAGAAUCUCUUGGUGCCAUAUAUCAAGGCUUUGCAGCUGCAACAGAAGAAAUACUGUCACUUAAAUUACCACUUAUAGAUGUUCCUAAAUUAGAUAGAAAGAAAACAAAACCACAUAUAGACGUUCAAUACAUACACCAACAACAACAAGAGAAUUCAUUGUCAGGGAUACAUAUACCAAGAGAUGUAUCAGCACCUGAUUUGGCACAGAUGAAGCAAUCGUCCAGAAAGUCACCUCGAUCAAGUCUCACGCCAAGUCCUGUAGAGCCCAGCUCGCCCUCAGAAAGUCCGUCAAGAACAAGGAGAAAUAUCAUGUCUGAUUUAAAGAAAAAUAUCAACACCGGCUUAAAGAAUAUAACCAAAUUAAAUAUACCAGGAAUAAGACUUGGACGGAAUGCUCCCGAUGACAGAACCACAAUGGAUGAUUCUAGUGUAUUUUACAAACAAGAAAAACAAGCAGGUGGAGAUCAGCUUAACAGAACUGAUUCAUCUGAAAAUGUAACUCUAAAAUUUAAAGUUUCAGAAAAUGUUGCACCAAGUGAGAGAAAAUUAAAGGGAGAUAAUUUCAAUGAAAAUGCAGAAUCAAAUCUGCAACACUUUACUAAAGAUGCACCUAAUGCUUCAGAGUCCUCUGAAAAUUUUGAUGAUGAAGAUGGAGGAAAUAUGUCUCAUACUUUAGGGAAAUCUCAGGAAGAUGAUUCUAAGAGUUCUUCUAAUAUGAACAAUCCAAUUGAAGUCUCUAGUCAUGACAAUGAACCUACUCAGACGUCUAAAAUACCCAAAAUUAUAUUUCCCGCUACUAAUAGUACUAAAACACAACGAAUUGCUGAAUCUUUGGAACAGGAAAUGAGACAGAAGCUUGGAGAUAGGAAAUGUUACACUCAAGUUAUAUUUUUAUAGAAGCAAUUUUCGUCAAUUUUAACCUCUAUGUGCUCAGAGUUUAACAUGUGUGUAGUUGAUAUUAGGAUGCUCUUCCCAUGCAAUUUUUAAAAGAGCUUAUUAUGUUUCGAUGUGAUUUGUGAUAUUAAUAUUUGUGGUUGUCAAUUUUAUCUUUUUUCUGGAAUAUUUGAUAUUUCAUGGUUUUAUACAUGGCAAAAAUAUAUUUAUGAAAGUAAUUUAAUUAUGUCAAUUAUGAAAAUGAAUUAUUAAAUGAAACAAAGAUAGUAUUAGUCAAUGCAUUAGUGAUAGUUAAUGUCUAGUUCUGUCUUGUGUACCAUGGUUAUUGAAAAAUAUGUUAAUUCCUAAUGUGAAGCAAGUACCAGUAAACCUGCAAUGCCUUUAUCAUGUUUGACCCAAAUUCCAAACAGUAGAAUUUGUCUAGCUAUCAGUAUAUAUAUUACCACUUGCAACUUAAAUAUUUUUAAAUUGUAUUUUAUUUUAAAAUAAUUAUAAAACAUUCUUUUUUGUGUACUUAUUCAAAAUGCAAAAUGCAAAAUGAAAGUCAAUGUAUAUCAUACUGCAAGAAAAAUUGCAAUACAAAAUUACUGUAAAACAGCUUCUCAAAAGCUAGCUUAGUGUUAUUCUUUGAAUUUUCAAAUAUAUUACCUCUUGCUUCAGCUUAAUUUUGAAUAAUUUAAAAAAAAAAAAUGGACUGUACAGUGUUAAACAUUUUCUGCUCAACUUUAAUUCGAAACAUUCAGCGCCAUUUAUCCACUACCGUCUCUCAUUAAUGGAGUGAUCAUAGUAAUUAUAAUAUAACAGCUGGAAUAUUUGGGUAAGCUUAACUUUAUUACUAUUAGCUUUAAGUUUGUUUUCAUCCAUGAGUAGGAUAAACAAUCCAAUUUAAUGUAGUCUUAACAUUAGUGUCCAAUUUUACCACCCCAAAAAAAAUAGGUCACAAAUAAAUGUUUUAUGAAUAAAUGUAGUUACAUGUAUUACCGAACAAGUGCACUUUCUUCUUUUUUUUAUACAAUUUUAUUUAUUGAACAAAAGUCACAAAAUUUUACAGAACAAUGCACUUCUAAACAAGUUUUCUUGCAAAGGAAUUAAUUCAUUUCAAAAAAUAAAAGUUAGGUUUUGUUUUGAGGUAGAACUUGAUCAGGUAAAAUAUGAAGUAGUAUAAUAAUUUCAAGACUUCAUGACUUUGUUUUUGAUGGUCAUAUUAUCACUGACCUGAUAUAUGUUGCAAGAAAAUUGGAUAAUUCAAAUUAAAAUAUUUUGUCCUACAUAAAUAGGGAAAUUUACAAAUAGAGUGCAAUAAUUAGUACAUGUAGCCAAAAGUUUAUACAUGUGUGCCAACUUUUUUUCUCCACAGUUAGAGAUCUGCCUUGAUGACUAUUUUAUUGGGAGAUUGCAAUCUAACAGAUUCUAUGAUAUUUUAUGUUCUUUUUUGGAGUGAAAUUAUGAAUGUUCAAGUAUUUAAAUAAUGAGCAUAUAAACAAAGCAUUUGUCAAUUAAUUUGUUAUUUUUAUUUAUAAAGACAAUUAAUUUUAGUAACUAAUAUUAUGAAUACAUUAAUAGCCCUAACAGCUGGUUAUAGCAUUCCUUAUUUUGUAAACUAGCACAAUAAGAAAUAUUAAUUGUAAAUUUGAUUGGACAACUUAAAUAAAACAAUUACAAGUAGUUGAAUAACAAUCAAAGAAGGACUUUUAUAAAGCCUUCUUAACAUGAAAAAUAUUAGAAGAUAUUUGUCAUCUUCUUUAUUUGAAAGAAUUUGAAACUUCAUUUUGAUGAGUUGUAUCAUGGAAGCAAUUUUAGAUUUUCGGGUAUAGGCAUUUUGAUAAUAAGGAAUGUAUCAUACUCACUGUAUUGUUUAAAAGCUUCAUCAAACAUGUUUGAAGUGAAAAAAUGUAGACAAAUUGUUUUUAGAAAAAUUUAAGCGACUGUAUAGAAAUUUCAUUGGAGGUAGAUGUUAAAUAAUAAACAAGCAGAUCAGGGUAUAUAUUUUAAUGUCUUAUUAUUUUUGUGCUUUUUAGCUCACCUGGCCCGAAGGGCCAAGUGAGCUUAUGCCAUCACUUGGCGUCCGUCGUCGUCCAUCGCCUGUCGUCGUCGUCGUCUGUCGUCGUAAACUAUUUCAAGAAUCUUCUCCUCUGAAACUACUAGGCCAAAUACUUCCAAACUUUAACUGAAUGUUCCUUAGGGUAUCUAGUUUAUAAAUUGUAUCCGAAGUUUGAUCUAUCAACAAACAUGGUUGCCAUUGCUAAAAAUAGAACAUAGGGGUCAAAUGCAGUUUUUUGGCUUAUAUCUCAAAAACGAAAGCAUUUAGAGCAAAUCUGACAUGAAGUAAACAUGUUCAUUAGGUCAAGAUCUAUCAGCUCUGAAAUUUUCAGAUGAAUCAAACAACCCAUUGUUGGGUUGAUGCCACUUAAUUGGUAAUUUUAAGGAAAUUUUGCAGUUUUUGGUCAUUAUCUUGAAUAUUAUUAUAGAUAAAGAUAAACUGUAAACAGCAAAAAUGAUCAGCAAAGUAAGAUCUACAAAUAAGUUAAUAUGACCAAAAUUGUCAAUUGACCCCUUAAGGGGUUAUUGUCCUUUAAUGACAAUUUUUCACAAUUUGUUCAUCAUAUUUGCUAAUUUUAAAAAAUCUUCUCCUCUAAAAUACUCAACCAAAUUCAACCAAACUUCAACUGAAUGAUCAGUAGGGUGUAUAGAAUAGACUUUGUGUUUUAUUUUCUAUUUCGUCAAAAAGCAUGGCCAUCAUGGCUAAAAAUAGAACACAGGGUAAAAUGCAGUUUUUAGCUUAUAUCUCAAAAACUCCAGCAUUUAGAGCAAAUAAGACAAGAAGUUAAAGUAUUUAUUAGGUCAAGGUCUACCUGUCCUGAAAUUUUUAGCCUAUGGGGGUAACUGGUUUUUCAGGUAUAAUGCCCCUGUAUUGAUGAUUUUAAAGAAAUUUUGCAGUUUUUAGUAAUUAUCUUGAAUAUUAUUACAGAUACAGAUAAACUGAUGAUAGCAAAAUUGUUAAGCAAAGUAAGAUCUACAAAUAAGUCAAUUUGCCCAAAAUUGUCAAUCGACCCCUUAAGGAGUUAUUGCCCUUUAAAGACUUUUUACACAAUUUGUUCAUCAUGUUGACUUACUAAAUACUUUAAAAAAUCUUUUCCUUUGAAACUGCUGUAUCAAUUUCAGCCAAACUUAGGCUAAAUGAGUUUCAGAGUAUCUAGUAUAAAUUUUAUAUUUUAUUUCCUUGUAUGUCAAGAAACAUAGCUCCUAUGGCUAAAAUAGAACAUAGGAGAAAAUGAUUUUUUUCUGCUUUUGAAGAAAAUAGGACAAUUCAAAGAACAUUUAAAUAAAUUGAAAAGCCAAAAUAAUCAGUGAUGAGAGAUUAAACCAAACAAAUUAAGGUGAGCGAUUCAGGCUCUUGAGAGCCUCUUGUUUGAUUAAAAGGAUUGUUUUCAAUCACUAUGGAUUUUGCUUAUUGGUAUGCAUACGUUUUAUUUUAUUUACAUAAUCUUUACAUUCUUGUGGUUUAAAUUCUAUGUUAUCUUUUGCUGAGCUUUUUUGACACCUCAAUGACAAUUUUUUUUUCCUUUUUCAUUUAAAAAAUAUCUGUACAAGAAAAUAUAUGCAUAUGUUUUCAUUUUAAAACUUUACGAUAUUAAGAGAAGUUGUAUUGCACUUUUCAGGAAAAUAUAAAUUACAAUAACUUUCCUGUAGGGGUAGUAUUCACACAUCUCUAAAAACUGACACACCUUUAAAUUAUUUGAAUUUACAGGUCUAUUGUUAAUCUAAUUAUUCCCCCAAAAAAUGAAUGUGUAUGUUUAUUAUAUUUUGAUAACAUUUUGUUUUAUUUUGCUGUUUUUGUAGGUUAGUGAUCCAAUGGCAUUAUUAUAUCUUACAUGCAUGUUUCUUUUCUGUUUUUGAACUUUAUUGUUUGAAACGAACUAGUUUUAAAAGAACCAGUUUUAUUUCUUUUUUUUCAUCACGUGAGUUGUCUCCCAUUUCCUGAGUGAGGAUUAUUCAUAUCCUGUGUUUCUUUACAUAAUUUCUAUUUGAGAAAUCAUCUAUUUUUUAAUUUGUAAUUAAAAGAAAUAUCCAGGCAAUGGGCAACAUUGUUUCUAUAUUAAAUCAUCAAAUAACUCUAAAUUUUCAUUUGUGUUAUCAAAAUUAUGGCAAAAAUGUAAUGCAGAGUACAAGUGUACCAAAAUUUCAAAAAAGACGGACUGCUAAGAGGAAUUUAAAAGUGUUUGAUCUGUUUACAAAAUGUUAAAGAAACUAGCCUCUAGAACCUUACCAUACAGUUUAUAACACAAAAUGGUUUUGUUGGGUUUUUUUUGCCAAAAAAGUAAGAUUUUUGUAACCUACUUCAAAUAUAUUUAAAAACUAAAAAACUUUUAAGUCAUCAGGAAUUUUAUAGGAAAAUUACUUUUUUGUAUGUCUAGUCUUAAUUCAAUCUUAUGUCCAGGUAAAUGUCAAAGCAAUCGCAAACUAGGAGAUGACUAUACAUAAGACCCAAGACAUUGUAUAAAGUAAAUAUUUGAUGUGCAAUAUUGCAAUAGUUGUAUGUUCAGUUUGUAUUUUGUCAGCAGCGAUAUUUUGUUUUAUUAUUAACAAUUCAUAUCUUUUUCCUUUAUUUUGAAUUCUAUUUUUUAGCUUUACAUUCCUUAAAUGUUUCUUUAGUAUGAGAUUUGUAGAUUGCACUGAAUAAGCUGA
Mytilus trossulus (common blue mussel) is the source of this 7877-nucleotide messenger RNA. Its product is annotated as phosphatidylinositide phosphatase SAC2-like. The transcript has 20 exons. Gene Ontology annotation, molecular function: phosphatidylinositol-4-phosphate phosphatase activity. Bases 114 to 3194 code for a protein of 1026 amino acids. The record is from RefSeq and is a predicted model, not a curated record. NCBI's taxonomy places the organism in Eukaryota, Metazoa, Mollusca, Bivalvia, Mytilida, Mytilidae. Gene Ontology annotation, biological process: regulation of endocytic recycling; phosphatidylinositol dephosphorylation. Gene Ontology annotation, cellular component: clathrin-coated endocytic vesicle; early endosome.